Messenger RNA from Moneuplotes crassus, 1900 nucleotides. NCBI's taxonomy places the organism in Eukaryota, Ciliophora, Spirotrichea, Euplotida, Euplotidae. The record is from the annotation of a GenBank genome assembly.
ACCCUCUCCACUUACUCAGAAUCCAACGAAAAGAGGUCAAACUCAUCCUUCUCCUUCUUCUCCACCUUCUUCUUAUUCACUCUCUCUUCCUUCUCAGGCACGUCCUCAUCUGAUCUCUCUAAAGAGUCCUUAUGACGCUCAUAUCUAGGCGGGGAUAGCUUAUCAGCUCUGGAGUAAAGUCCGUCAGUGUAGUAGUCAGUGGUCGGCUCUAUUAUCCCCCUUUUCUGAUUCGUCUAAUCUUUGCUGCUCUUCACAUUUCUGUGAGUCUCCAGUCUUCACUGUACUUUCAACCUGCGAAGAGUCUUUAAUUUUCUGAGAAUCCUCUUGCUUUGAGGAUUCUUCUAUUUUCUUCGAUCCUUCAUCAAGAACCUCUUCCUUCUUAUCUACUUCCAUCUCUAUAUCACACCCCAACGACGUCUGGCUAAAUCACUCCACUCCCUGUUCCAAUUGAUCAAUUCCAGACCUUUCUGUCGUAUUCCCCUCCUCUUUCUCCUCUUUCUCCUCUUUCUCUUCCUUCUCCACAUCCCUCUCACUCUCUACUCCCCUCUCCUCAUCCUUUCCCCCCUCACUCAUCUCCUUAUCCCCUUCUUCCUUCUCUUCCCCCUCUUCCCCCUCUCCAUCCUUAACGCUCUCUUCAUCCUCCAGCACUGGUCAAGCUUCAAGCCCUUCUUCUUCUUUAGGCUCUACCUUAGUCUCUUGUUUCGUAGAUAAAGUCUCUUCGUGAGUGGCUUGGGAAUUUGUACUUGAACUGGCGCUCGAGGGGUUGGAGAAAGUGGGGUUUUGGGGAAGUUUUUGGGAGGGUUUAGGGGAUUUUGGGGAAUUUUGGGAGGGUUUAGGGGAUUUUGGGGAUUUUUGGGAGGGUUUAGGGGAUUUUGGGGAUUUUUGGGAGGGUUUAGGGGAUUGAGGGACUUCUGGAUGGGAAGAAGGGGAUUUUGGGGGUGAGAUUGGGAGGGAGGACUCUUCAGUGGCCUGACUGAGGGUGAAUUUGUAGUCGGAAGUUUGUUUGAAGGUCUUUUUAGGAGGUUUGGGCUUUUGUCUGCGUUGGUAGGGUUUACGUGGUUUUUUGAGUUUUUCAGGUUUUGGAGGGAUUAUUUCGAGGCAGGUACUGGUUUUUAUGAAUUCUUUAAACCUGUCUUCAGGGACUGAUUGACCGAUAAGGUCAACUAAGUUUAGCAGAGAGUUCUUUAUGAGUUCGAUAGAUUCUUCUUGUCUUGAAAAUUCACCAAGGAACAUAUUCUGUUUUGUGUUAAAACGUUUGAAUUCUUGUAUAAGGGAUUCAGAAGAGAUUUCUUCUGAACAUGGAGUCUCUGCAUUAAACUUUUGGUCUAAUUCAGAAAUGAACUGUAGUUUAUAUCCUGGUGGGGUUGUAUCGGAAUUUACACAGGUAGCUGGAGAAGGAGCUAAUUGUUUAUUGACUGAUUUUAAUAACCUUUGUUCUUGAAUCUUGCUUUCUUCAAACAAGGGAGGGCCAUUGUUCGUCAUUUUUGGUGGACUUUUUGUUGUACCUUCGUUAUUUAUCCCACUUGCAGGGAUGAAGAUGAAUCUUUCAUCUUUUCCCAUAUCUCCGUUCCACUUAAACCUCACUUUCUCGUUCAAAUAUCAUAGGUUAUCAAAAGCUUCCAUCGAAGAGAUUUCUUCUACCUUAUGCCCACUAUACAUAAUAGAAUGGGCUCUUGCUUUGGACUCUUUGAUAAGCAUCCAUCAAUCGAGUCAUAUUUUCCUUGGCUUUACUAAUUUUCUAUUAAGCUCGAUCAUUUCCUUAAACUGUUCGUACUCUUGUUUCUCAGUUGAGAUAUCUCUAGGGUGUUUGAAGAGCUCAAAGAGACUCUUCAGUUUUUCCAUCUUAUCAAGUGGCAUGAUUAACUUCUUUACUACCAUCAGAAUGAUUCUGUGUGCCUAA